AUGUCCGACCCCAAAAAGUACUCUGUUGGGUGGAUCUGCGCUAUCAAAGUGGAAUAUGUCGCGGCGCAAGAGUUUCUCGACGAAGAGCAUGAUCCCCCCGUCUACCUCUCCCAGCACGACAACAACAACUAUGCUCUGGGUAGAAUUGGCAGACACAAUGUCGUGAUAGCCACCCUCCCCUUUGGAGAGUAUGGGACAAACUCUGCGGCGGCUGUUGCUAGGGAUAUGAUGCAUUCAUUCCCUAAUGUCCGGGUUGGCUUGAUGGUUGGCGUUGGUGGCGGCGCCCCCAGCCCAAGUCACGACAUCCGCCUAGGUGACAUCGUUGUCGGCGCUUCGUCUGAUGGGAAAGGUGGAUUGAUUCAGUAUGACUUUGGGAAGAAUAUCCAGGGAGGUGGCUUUCAACCUACAGGGCUCCUAAACCAGCCACCAUUUUUGUUACGAACAGCGCUGGCUGGCCUUCAAAGUCAUUACGAGAGGAAGGGCCAUGGACUUGAAGAGGCAGUUAAUAGUGUGCUUGAGAGAAACAAGAGGCUAGAAAGUCUGUAUAUGCGGCCAAGAUCAGACCAUGAUCGGUUAUAUCGAGCUGAUGCCGUCCAUCCAAACGAACAAGGUUGUGCCGCCGUCUGCAGUCCAUCAGACCUGGUGGUCCGAGCCGAUCGUGCCGACCACGAGGAUAACCCAGCGGUUCACUAUGGUUUGAUCGCUUCGGGGAAUCAGCUGAUGAAGAAUGCGAAAGAGCGCGACAGGCUUGCGUCAGAAAGGGGGAUCCUUUGCUUCGAGAUGGAGGCGGCCGGGUUGACGAAUCACUUUCCCUGUCUAGCUAUCCGCGGCAUCUGUGACUACUCAGACUCCCACAAAAAUAAAGAGUGGCAGGGAUAUGCAGCCAUGGUGGCGGCGGCAUAUGCGAAAGAUCUUCUCUGUCGAAUAGCCCCUAAUAAGAUUGAGGUUGAAGAAAAGUUGGGUGAUAGUCUUUCUGGUCUUCGUGGAGUUGCACAAGAGCAGAAAAAUAUCGCCGAGGAGCAUUUGGACGUUGCAAAACAAGCUCAUGACGCGGCAGCGACACGUUUCCAUCUUCGGCGCGAAACCGAGGCGGAGAAGCUCGAGGAGGAGUGCCACCAAUUAUUCCGCCUUGCUACCACUAGCAAGGAUGUGACAUACGAGUGGUAUAAAGAUCGCGUUGAAGAAAGAAUCGAGGGCACAUGCAUGUGGCUACUCGAGCAUCCUAGCUUCUCUGCUUGGAUGGACAAGGCGUCUGGUCCGCUGUUAGUCACCGCAGAUCCUGGCUGCGGGAAGUCGACAUUGGCCAAAUUCCUCAUCGACCAUUGGCUACCACGAUCAGAUGUCAUCUGCUACUUCUUCUUCAAGUCUCAAGACCAGGACACCGUCCGUCAAGCACUAUGUGCAAUCCUCCAUCAGCUCUUCUCUCAGAUGCCGCUUCUGAUCAAGCACGCAAUGAAAGAAUACCGUGAGAAUGGGAAAAAGCUGAUCAAUUCUACUUCCUCUCUGUGGGCAAUCUUGAAAAAUGCAACGCGGGAUUCCAAAGAUAAGACUGUGACUAUUGUACUUGAUGCCCUGGAUGAAUGCGCCGAGGCCGGGUUCGAAGACUUGAUGCGAAAUCUGGAAAGCCAGUUCCAGGGCCCCUUUUGUCCGGAGAGGCUGAAAUAUUUCCUGACUUGCCGCCCAUACAGCCAGAUAGUGUCCAGUUUCUAUGGUUUACUAAAGCGGUUCCCCAACAUUCAUAUCCCUGGAGAGGAAGAGUCAGAAAUUAUCAGCCAAGAGGUAAAUCGGGUCAUAACCUUUCGAAUCAACCGUUUAUCCCAGAGGAAGCAGCUCCCAAGCCAGGUCAAGAACCACUUGGAGAGGAAGUUACGGGAGCCAGUCCACCGCACUUAUCUAUGGGUAUAUCUUGUCUUCAACUACCUGGACAAGACGGAUUUCAAACAAACCAUAAAGGGUUGCGAAUCAGCUAUAGAAAAGCUCCCUACCACCGUCAACGAGGCAUACGAACAGAUACUUAGCAGAACCAAAGAAGAUACCAUAGUUCGCAAGGUCUUGGGCAUCGUCCUGGCUUCAAGACAGCCGUUGACCAUUUCGGAUAUGAAUGAUGCGAUUAGUGUGGACUAUAACACGCGUUCAAUAAAUGAUCUCGAUUUGGAAUCAAAUGACGUGUUCAAGAUGCAUCUACGGUCUUGGUGUGGACUAUUCAUCUCCGUCUAUCACGAAAGGGUUUAUUUGCUUCAUCAAACGGCUCGCGAGUUCCUGGUUGCAGAGUCUGCGAUACAUGAUGGGACCACUACUCUUUCCCUACAGCGAUGGCACCACUCCUUCACGAUGAAAGCGGCACAUGCUAUUAUUGCAGAGGCGUGCGUGCUUCAUCUCAACUUGAUUAACUCGAACGAUAUUGAAGAGUCUACCAAGCUUGGGGAUUGGGAAUUGAGUUUCGAAGGAGAGAAUGCAGGACAUGCUAGCGGCUCUUCCAAUAGAACAGUCUUUUCAUAUUACGCUGUCGCGAAUUGGGUCUUCCACUUCCGCAAUGCCUCCAUCAUAGAUGGCAACCCUCUCAUUCCACUGACUUUAAAUAUCUUUGAAAGAAGGUCGCAAAGCUACUCGCUCUGGCUCAGGACAUUUUGGGUACAUGAACAUGGGGGUAACCCGCCCGGCUGUCUGACAGAUCUCAUGGUUGCCGCCUCUUUCAACAACCGCCCUAUUAUGAAGAUGCUUCUUGAACACGGCUCCGAGGUCGAAGCAACGGAUGCCAAAUUUAAUCGAACGGCUUUAUCAUGGGCAGCCAAGUCGGGCAGUGAGAAAAUCAUUGAGAUCCUGCUUGAGAACGGCGCAGACAUCGAUUCCACAGAUAUAUAUGGCCGUACCCCGCUGUUGAUUGCUUCGUCAACUGGGCACAAACACGUUGUUAAUCUUCUUCUCAAGAAGGGAGCAAACAUCAACGCUGAGGAUAGAGGGGGUUGGACGGCGCUGACCACAGCUAUAGGAAAUGGACACGAAAUUGGGAGUGAUCAGAUCUACAAGCUUUCCCGCUAUGCGGGCGACAAGAGCGCGCUGCACAUGGCAGUCGAGCGCGGCACCUUGUGGGCGGUCACGAAACUGUUGGAUUACAAACCAAACGACAAGUUAAUGUUAUCCCAAGCGGAUGGCGACCAACGACAGCCUCUCCAUCUCGCGUGUCUAAAUGGACACGAAGUCAUUGCGGGCCUGCUCCUGGGACACGGGGCAGACAUUGAGGCCACACAGUUUACUGGGGCUACUGCUCUCAACGAGGCAUGCUGGAAAGGCCACAAGGCUGUUGUAGAGCUUCUCCUAUCCGAGCAUUACAAUGCCAACACUCAAGUCGUUGAUACAUAUGGGUGGUCUCCGAUCCGAACAGCAGCCGAAUUCAACAGAGACGAGAUUAUCGAAAUUCUCCUCACGAAAAACCCAGCCAACAUCAAUAAGCCUGACACCAACCGGGAAACGCCAUUGCACGCGGCCAGUCGCAGUUUAUUUACCAAAUGCGUGAGGCUGCUCUGUGACGCCGGUGCGGAUUGCAAUUUCCAAGCCGAGGGCGACAACACGGCGCUUCAGUAUGCGCUUGAGCCUGCGGGGGAUGAGAGGGAGGGUCGGCAGUAUGAUGUGGUGGUUGAACUCCUAAAACAUGAUGCCGAUCCUGGGAUUCAGAACGCAAAAGGAGAAACGGCAUUGCAUCUGGCUGCGAGAAGUGGCAACUUUGACAUCUACAAAGCAAUCAAAAUGAAGAUGGGAGAUGGCCAAAGGUGUCUCCAGGAUCAGAAACGAGACACGGCCUUAAGCUCAGCGCUCAAAACACACCCUGCCGAUAUCCUGAAGUGGAUGACAGAUGAGAGGAGCGCAACAGAAUUCGACUCGGAGGAUGAAAUGGAGGCGCUGCUGUGGGCAGCUCAACUUCAAGAGAAUCAUUGCCACGCAGAGUCGCUCUUCGAAAAGAGGAAGGCCAUAAGGCAUCCGCAUAGAGCAGCCCCUGAAGGUUCGCAUACCUGGAGCGCAAUCCAAUGGGCAGCCCAUCUGAAAAUGCCCUCCGUGCUCUGGCUCCUGCUCGCCACUUCUGAUCCAACCAAGAUACGAGGAGCACACCGAGCAGCAUGGGACGAGGCCGAGAGACAGCUCGAGAUGAGAAGGGGCUUUGAGGGCAACAAGUCAGCACAGCGCGAGGCGCGGGCCAAGUUUGAGGGGAAGGGGAAGACAAAUGGACAGCAGAGAGGAGCAGACAGGCAGGAAACUGAGAAGCAAGGAGAUCCGAGGACCAUCGGCAAGCAAAAACCUCGUUCGUCUCGACAAGAGGCCAAGGACCUUGUGCUGGCAAUUCUGCAGGACCCUCCUCCGACGGUUACAUCAGGAGAGGAAGAGAAACUAAAACAUCCAGAAGCCAGUUUUGAACGACAAGAAUUCUUACAGGAAUGGGUUUCAAAGGCUGCUGUCAUUGAAUGCAUCGGGGGAAAGGAUAAGUCGACCCUCUUCACUCAGUUCCGCAGCGUUCAAGACGUCAUCUACGGUACCGGGCCGACAAAGAUCACCAAAGAGCCCGCCGAGACACUGUCCAGGAUAAAGAAACUGAACAACUCGCCCAUCUUUCAAAGGAUUUGCAAACAACAGGAAGAUCGCCUUGGAGAUAGUCUAUUUACAUGGGUCAAUCUUCCAGCAACCAACGUGAGUUUCUUCCAGUCAUCCACUGAGCGACAGGCUGAACUGACUGUCCCGACCAGAUAA
Clonostachys solani is the source of this 4737-nucleotide messenger RNA. NCBI's taxonomy places the organism in Eukaryota, Fungi, Ascomycota, Sordariomycetes, Hypocreales, Bionectriaceae. The record is from the annotation of a GenBank genome assembly.